Molecule: messenger RNA, 2479 nt
Organism: Blepharisma stoltei
Lineage: Eukaryota; Ciliophora; Heterotrichea; Heterotrichida; Blepharismidae
Source: the annotation of a GenBank genome assembly
AUGGACAUUCCAGUGCUUCUAGAGCAUCUAAACGAUUUCCAACAAAACGCGACUGACCUUCACGAAAUCCAUCACUUUACACAGAACUUAAAGACACUAAUCGAAGAAUCAUCUACCAAUCUCCGAAUUGCAACCUCAGACAACACCAUGAUAAACCGUGUAAACAAUCUGCUGCCUAAGUCAAUGCAGCGCCAAGAAAUUAAAAUUUUUAAUUUGAUUGCAAAAUAUGCUGGCUUAUCUAAAGUUUUUAUAAGGAUCCCAACAACUUUAAUUAGACUAGAAAACAGCCUAUAUUUAAUUCAAAAUAGAAAAGAAGAUAGCUUGAUUACCUGCAAGGAAUGCACAGAGAUUGAAUUUUUUAAUUUGCCAAACGCAGCAAAUGAUCAAACUUCACCUGUAUUUGUAUACAAAAGUCAACCAAAAGGGGUUGUGGUACUGUUUUCUUAUGAAAGUGCCUCGAGGCUUUGGAGCACGCUAGAAGUUAAUGCAAUGAUACAGCAGUUUAUACAAAGCAAAGCUGACCCAGCUACAAUUACAAGAGUGCUGUGAAGAAGUGGCAUGAAAAAUAAAUAUUAUACGAUAACAAAUAGAAAAAGUGCAGGCAGAAGGCUUACUCCCCUCUCGUAGCGAACAAAAAAAUUUUGUGGGGGGUUUUGUCUUCUAAAUUUAAAAAAAAAUGUUUUUAAGCAAAUAUUUUAAUUUGUAAAAUUUAUGUUUUUAAAAUGCAAGCUGUUUAAAAUCAAAUAGAAUUAGCUAGAGAUUUCAUUAUACUAAUUAUCACGUAUAUAUCAAAAUUUUUUAUAUAAAACAUUUUUGUUCGAUCACAGAGGGUGGUUUUUUGGGUAAAAUAGAGAUUUUUCCAAUAGCUUUGUUCGCUCACGAAUGGGGAAGUUAGCAAAUCAUUGAGCCAAAAUACAAGCAUAACUGCAGCUUACAAAAGAACGAAAUCUACUAUAGGCUCUGAUAUUAAAGUUCGGCGGGCAUCAGAUUUUCGAUAUACACAUUUAAUGCUGCCAACAUCUCAAUCAAUAAACAACCCAUUUAGAAUCAGCAACAACAGGACGCCCAUUCCUCGCAAAACAAGCUCAAUUGACGAUAUCCCCGAUAUUAAUCGUAUCCAAAUGGAAGAAGAAAAAGGUUUCAUACACAAAUCUCCUACUAUAAUUUUAAGUAAAGCUGAUUUUGAUGUCCAAAGCUUCAAAAAAGAACUACCGAAUUCAAGAGACAAUAAAGAAUAUUUAGUAAUGACAAAAGACGCUGACAGUUGCUAUGCUAGCGAAACUUGUUCAAAAAUCCCUGAAAUUGAAAAUAUGGUCGACCAAAUUGUGGAAUUUUUAAAUCUUCAUGUUUUCAAAAAAAAUGGGCUGAAAGGGAUUGUGCUUGAUUUUGUAAAGGAUAAAAAUAAUGUUUGGUAUUUAUUAGAAUGCAAAGAAUUUAACGUAGAUUUUGUAGUUCCGUUAGAAAUAGAAAAAAAUAGAAAACAUAAAACAAGGAUUGGUGAUGAAAUUGUAAAGCGAAGAAGCCAAAGCAGAGCAGAUACACAAGCUGACACAUUUGAACCUAAACUCCCUGAAAUAAGCAAGGAUAUAAUUGAUGAAAAUGAAGAAUUUUUGUCUCUUGGCUGCCCAUUCAAAAUUCGGACAAAGCCUCAGAGAUUUUGCCAUACUCCUGUUAGCGAAGAAGAAUUUUUAAACCGCCUUGACAGAGUUACUGAAAAAAUUGAUAAAAUCAGCAAUUCUCAUAUACCGUCAUCUAAGCUGUUUCCUCAAGAUAAAAAUGAACAAGUCCAAGGAUACUUAAAUAGUCAUGAUUAUUAUAGUUCCCAAUCAAAUCUCCCAACUCAUAGCUAUACUUUAUCUGAUAGCUCAGGAAAAGGGAGCCUUGAUGCAGAAAAUGUUGGCAAAAAUUAUAGUGGUUUUCCCUCUAUGGCCCGAUAAGGGCCUUGGGUUCUCCGUGGAAUCCCUCUGUUGGCCAAACCAGCAGAGGGAUUCCACGGAGAACCUAAGGCCCUUAUCGGGCCAUAUAGGGAAAACACCUAUACCCAAAAAAAAUCCUAUCAGAAGGUGUCACAAGUUUAGAUGACAUGAACAUGAAAAUUAAAAUUGCGAAACUAAGAAGCACAAAUUUAUUCGCAAAAUACGGAGGAGAGUCUUUUUGGAGCAAGUUUAUUUUGUCGUUUUAUAAUAAAGUCCUGUCCAAUGAAAUGCUAUGCAAGUUUUUUAAAAAUUCGAAGCUUCAGAGCUUUGAGUUUAUUGUUGCAGGGUAUUUUAAACUAUUUAAUGGAAGUUUGAAUUUAGAAUUGAGAAAAAGGCUUAAGGCUUCCCAUUAUUAUAGAGGAAUUACUGAAAGAGAUUUUGAUUGCUAUAUUGAUUUAUUCAGCCAUACAAUGGCUGAGUUUAAUAUAGAAGAAGAGGAUAGGAUUGGAAUGAUUUCAGAGUUAAGAUCAGUAAAAAAUAUUAUAUGCAGAGAACUUAUGUAG